AUGUUAAGUGAAAAAGGGUUUUUUGCUAUUACACCACGCCGUAGCGAUGCCGAUAAGAUAGAUAAAUGCCGUUUUCAUUUAGGUCAAGCUUGGUGGAGAAAGAUUAAUGAAGAUUCAAAUUUGAUAAAUGCAUACAAAGAAAAAAACAAUGAAUUAGGUCCAUGGCUAAAAUUAUUUUUCGGCUUACCGUUUUUACCCAGUGACGAAAUUGAAGAUGCAUUUUUAGCAUUAAUAGCCGAAUGCCCUAACCUAGAAGAAGCUCAUGUAUUUACAGACUAUUUAGUAUCAACAUAUAUUGCACCUGAUUCAUUAUUUCCACCAUAUCUUUGGGCACAAGAACCCUCAGUAAAUCCAAGAACUACUAAUGGUCCAGAGAGUUUUCAUAGGACGUACAAUGGUCAGUUUUAUAGCCCCCAUUCUCCAACACAUGUAGUUAUAUCUGUUUUAAAAGAAACACAAGCUCAAACUUUGACAAUAAUUAAUUCAAUUAAAAACAAUGUACAUAAUCCUAUGUCCAAAAAAAAAUAA
Messenger RNA from Melanaphis sacchari, 528 nucleotides. RefSeq lists its product as uncharacterized. The transcript has 4 exons. The coding region runs from base 1 to 528 and encodes 175 amino acids. The record is from RefSeq and is a predicted model, not a curated record. Lineage: Eukaryota; Metazoa; Arthropoda; Insecta; Hemiptera; Aphididae.